AUCAAUUGGACGAUCUUCAACGAGCUGUUGCUCAUGGACGAGGACGAGCCUGGGUUCUCCAAAUCGCUGAUCCAGACGUUUAUAGAGCAGGCCACGCAGACCUUCGAGUCCAUAGAGACGGAGCUCGAGGCCGAGGAGCCCGAUCUGAACAAGCUGUCACAGUAUGGACACUUCCUGAAGGGCUCUGCCGCAAGCCUGGGACUGUUCAGGAUACAGGAGCAGUGUGAGCGGAUCCAGAACUACGGGCUGAAGAAGGAC
Molecule: messenger RNA, 258 nt
Organism: Williopsis jadinii
Lineage: Eukaryota; Fungi; Ascomycota; Saccharomycetes; Phaffomycetales; Wickerhamomycetaceae
Gene: YPD1
Product: Ypd1p
Exons: 1
Biological process (GO): phosphorelay signal transduction system; phosphorylation
Cellular component (GO): cytoplasm; nucleus
Molecular function (GO): histidine phosphotransfer kinase activity; protein histidine kinase binding
Source: RefSeq, a predicted model, not a curated record